AUGUGCGAGAAAAAUCAGAUCACUAUAAAUUUCAUGUGGGUAAAAGCGCACAAUGGUCUCGGAGGUAACGAAAGGGCGGAUGAAACCGCCAAAGAGGCGGCGAUGACGCCUAAAGACUCACCGGACUACGACUUCUGUCCCAUUAUAUACUUCAAGAAAUGGCUGAGGGCUAUGUUUGUGUUCGAGAUGACAGAUUUGAUGGGUAAUGAGAAUUCUUGUUCUGAACAUCUAGCUAACAUAUUUAUUGAAGCGGCAGAUGAUGCUUUUCCGCAUAAAUCCACUAAUGGUUCAAAACUCAAAUUUCCAGCAUGGUGGGAUAAAGAAUGUAGUAACGCUGUCAAAGAAAGGAAGCGUAUGGAAAGAAUUUACGCCCAUGAUAUGUCCGACAUAAAUUUUGAAAAUCUCUCUCAAACUAUUAAUCUUACCCGGUCACUUCUUAAAACAAAAAAACAAGAAGGAUGGAAAUAUUUUUGUUUAUCUUUAUCCCCUGAUACUUCUCCUGGUGACGUGUGGAAAAAUAUUAGACGUUUUCGAUCAGCUUUCAAAGAACAAUCAUCUGAUAUUUCUAAGGAAUUAGCUCAUAAAUUUAUGGAUAAUCUGGCACCUCUUACGGUUCCGGAGUAUAUUGAUAGGAUACCCACUGUUACCUCCCUUACAGAUCAUAAUUAUAGUUCUUUAGUAGGAUGUCAAUUUAUUUUAGAAGAACUCAUAGGAGUUCUUUCGUGUGUUAAAGAUUUGUCGCCAGGAAUGGACGGGAUUCCAUAUUCAUUUUUAUCUCACCUAUCAGAAACAUGUUUAAAAUAUUAUUUAGAGCUAAUAAAUUCAAUAUUGAUGUCUGGGAACAUUCCUUCGUCUUGGAAAUCGCAAGAAAUAAUACCUAUUUUAAAGCCAAAUAAAUCCUCAAGUGAGGUAGCAUCCAAUAGGCCAAUUGCUUUAUCGUCUGUUCUUUGCAAAAUUUCAGAGCAUUUAAUUAAAAAUCGGCUAGAGUGGUAUUUGGAACAUAACCGACUUCUAUCGAAUAGUCAAUUUGGGUUUCGCAAGGCAAAGAGCGCCAUUGACAACAUCUCCAUACUAACUUCAGACAUCAAUAUCGUUUUUUCAUGUAAUCAACAUGUUGUUGCUGCGUUUGUUGACAUUCGUUCAGCAUACGACAAUGUUGUUAUCUCGAUACUACAAAAAAACCUUUUGAAACUUGGUAUUCCUAAUGUUUUAAUUAAUUUUAUUAUAUCAUUACUAGAACAAAGAUAUAUAUUUUUAAACAUUGAUGAAUCUGUCCAAUUAAAACGUACAAUAAGUAAAGGUCUCCCUCAAGGAUCGGUCUUAAGUCCUCUGUUGUAUAAUAUUUACACACAUGAUUUGGCUGAUUCACUCCAUUCUACUAUUAACAUCCUUCAGUACGCGGAUGAUCUAGUUAUAUACACCAUAGAUGCUAAUUUUAAUUGUGCUUGUAAUUUUUUAAAUCAAGGUCAUACUGACCUCAAAUGCUGGCUCGAUAAAAAUGAAUUAGAUGUGUCCGUCGAUAAAAGUGUCGCCGUUGUCUUUACAAGAUCGCUAGUGAUUCCUAGGGUUAAUGUUAGUUUUAAUGAGAAGCAGGUACCACUUGAAAAUCAUACAAAAUUUUUAGGUGUAAUCUUGGAUAGUAAAAUGACUGGUACUCUUCACGCUGAGUACAUAUGUACAAAAUGUGAAGCUAUACGUAAUUUAUUAAGAUGUCUUUCGGGAGUUUGGUUGGGUGCUCAUCCUUAUUGUAUGAAAUUGGUCUACAAUGCUUUGAUUCGAAGUAUUCUGGACUAUGGUAUGUUUUUAUUAGAAAGCGGUAACGUUACAGCACUAAAAAAAUUAGAUCAAAUCCAAGCUAAGGCUCUGAGAAUUAUGUUAGGUGCUAUGAAAUCCAGCCCUAUUAAUGCUCUUCAGGUUGAAGGGGGGAUCCUCCGCUCAAGAUCCGAAGGCAAUAUUUAUCUGAUAGAUUUUUAUUCCGUAUAUUACAAUUCAGUAACCAUCCAUUAA
Molecule: messenger RNA, 2007 nt
Organism: Leptosia nina
Lineage: Eukaryota; Metazoa; Arthropoda; Insecta; Lepidoptera; Pieridae
Source: the annotation of a GenBank genome assembly